Molecule: messenger RNA, 1938 nt
Organism: Danio rerio (zebrafish)
Lineage: Eukaryota; Metazoa; Chordata; Actinopteri; Cypriniformes; Danionidae
Gene: nfil3
Product: nuclear factor, interleukin 3 regulated
Biological process (GO): DNA-templated transcription; transcription by RNA polymerase II; regulation of DNA-templated transcription
Cellular component (GO): nucleus; cytoplasm
Molecular function (GO): DNA-binding transcription factor activity; DNA binding; sequence-specific DNA binding
Source: RefSeq, marked validated
ACUCCAGCAGGAAAACGCAAAGGAGAAACACAAGUAUCAUUUCCAGAUGGGAUUUUAUUGCAGCUGAUGAAACACUUCUUAAUGUUUUCACGCGCACUAUUUAUUCCGGAUCUCCAUCUAAGUGGGGUUUUGGUUACUAGAGAUAACCACUGAAUUCUCUGAAACUGACUUCACGAAGAGGAUACACAUGACUUUUAUUGCACUUGGUCUACGAUGAGAUGUUUAUUUAAAACCAGAGUCGACUAAAGAGCUUAUGCAGUCUUGAUGACAUCAUUGUGUAAUAUGCAAGCCAUUAAGAAAGAGCCCCCAUGCAGUGGGCCCUACGGUGGAGAGGACGCCUUGGUGCUGGCUGUAGCUUUGCAAGGGACAGACAGGGACCUGAUUAACCACAAACUGUCCACCCUACCUUUCAAGUCCAAGUCCACCAGCUGUCGCCGGAAACGUGAGUUCAUACCCGAUGAGAAGAAAGACAACCUAUAUUGGGAGAGAAGGCGCAAGAACAAUGAAGCAGCCAAGCGCUCCAGGGAAAAGCGCAGACUAAAUGACAUGGUUCUGGAGAACAAGCUUAUGGCCCUUGGGGAAGAGAACGCAUCGCUGAAAGCUGAGCUUUUGUCACUUAAACUCAGGUUUGGUCUAGUGAGCUCAGCCGCUUAUGCUCAGGAGGUGCAGAACAUCUCCACUUCCACUGCUGCGCUCUACCAGGACUUUAUGUCACCCAGUGCCACCAAGGAUUCCUACCCAAGUGAUCUGGAGCCAACGCGUUUGACCAGCAGCUGCAUUUCGGUCAUCAAGCACUCACCUCACAGCGCCUUGUCCGACGGAUCUGACUCUAGCACAGUUACCCAGGGAAGCCCCCUAAUAAAUAUUUCUAGAUCCCCUGACAGCAUCAAACAAGAACCCCUGGAAACUGGCAGAUACUCCAAAGAGAGGAUCAGUCCUUAUGAACUCUACAGGAACUACCUUAGUAGUCCUUUUCCUGGGAACUUCUCCCAGCCAUCUCCGUUCUUACAAAUCGCUAGAUCGUCUAGCAAUUCGCCACGAACAUCUGAUGGCGACGAUGGCGCCGUAAGCAAGUCCUCCGAUAAUGAGGAUGAACAGCAGGUCCCAAAGGGUCCAGUUCCAACCAGGUCUGAUUCACAGAGCGUGAUUGUGUCAACUCUCAAAGUGCCAGAUUCCAGUGCCUCAGCUUUACCUCACAAGUUGAGGAUCAAAGCCCGGGCCAUCCAGAUUAAAGUGGAGGCAAUCGAUCCCGAUUAUGAAUCAUCUGGAAAGUCCUCCUUUCCCGUUGACAUGUCUGCAAGAAGACGCUACCAAAUGAGUCAGUGUGCUACACCCGAGUACAUUCAAUCAUCUCUUAGCCCGAUGUCCUUCCAGAUGACCAAUGUUCAGGACUGGAAUCACCGACCGAAGGAAUGGCACGAGGAUCACCAGGAGGCCCUAACUAGCUACAAAUACCGGCAAUGUCCAGACUCACCAAGACCUGUGCCUAACAAACUCAUCGUUGACCUUGAAAAUGACUCGUAUGCCAACUCUGAAUCUGAGAAUUUGUACUUGAAGCAGGGCAUUGAGGAUUUGUCGGCAGAAGUGGCCUGCUUGAAAAGACUGAUUUCAAAACAGCAGGGGUCUGUUAUUGAGUCCACGAAAAGCACUACUGAAAUUGACUCCUCAUGAAAAGGAUGUUUCUGAAACGGAGUUCCCUCAAUUUGCACAACGCCUGUUUUCCACUGUGUUCGCUACUGCACUGUGCGGUUGUUAUGGUGUCAAAAACCUGCACUUCAUUGAGAAGAAUGGUGUUUUGUGCACUUACUGUCGUAGUUUGGCGUGUCUUCUUGAUGACUCCAGUUGUAGCUCAAAAGCCAAAAAUUGGGCUGCUGUUAAUGUUAACUUCUCGAAUUGUAUUGUACAUUGUAUGUUUUCUUUUGUUUACAAUAAAUGCAA